AUGGAGCAGUCGCAGUCCAGCGAUCAACCAGAGGGGGGCAAGCAGAGGCAGGAAGAGAACAAGGAAGAGGAGGACCCUGUCGACGCACUGAACGAAAAACUGCGCACUGAAGCUGUAAUCGACAAGGUGGAGGCAGAGGCGGCGCAGGAGGCGGCAGCGCUCCCUCCCAUCCAAGGGCCGUGGCGAGCCGUCGGUGAGUGGAGAGGCCAGACAAUCUUGGAGAGCCCGGCGGAGCCCAUUCCGAUCGACAUGAAGGCGCUCGAUGCGUGGAAUCUCGAACGCCUGACGAAGCGGGCCACGGAGGGCGAUGCUGUCGCACAGUACCGUCUGGCCAAGGCGUACAUGAAGGGGAACCACGACGUGGCCCAGAGCGCAGAGAAUGCAGCUGGCUGGGCCGACAAGGCCGCCCGCCAGGGCCAUGCCGGCGCGCAGUUCCUCCUGGGCAAGAUGUACGCGGGCGGCUUCGGCGUGGAGCGGAACGCGGACGAAGUGCUGACGUGGUGGGCCAAGGCCGUUCGGCAGGGCAACAAGCAAGCCCAGUACCACCUGGGCCGCCUGUACGAAAGCGUUGGAGUCGUCACUACAGCCGCCCAGCUCACCGAGAAGGCCGCCAGCCAGGGGCAUCGCGAGGCUCAGUUCAGCCUCGGCCUCAUGUACAAGGAAGGUCGCAGCGUGGCGCAGAGCGACGAACUGGCCGUGGCCUGGUGGCGCAAGGCUGCCCACCAGGGCGAGUUCAACGCGCAGAGCCACUUGGGCUACAUGUACGAGAAGGGCCGCGGCGUCGAGCGCCCGAGCGACGUCGAGGCCGCGGCCUGGUACCGCAGGGCCGCCAUCCAAGGCCACAGCUCGGCCCAGUACAAUCUCGCUGGGCUAUGCCGCCAGGGCCGCGGCGUGGCUCAGAACAACAGCGAAGCCGCGACCUGGUACCUCCAAUCCGCUCGCCAGGGUCUGGCGCUCGCUCAGUUCCACCUGGGCUGCAUGUGCCACGACGGCGUGGGCGUGGCACAGAGCUACGAGGAGGCCGUGGCCUGGUGGAGCAAGGCCGCCCUUCAGGGUCACAUCGGCGCGCAGUACGAGCUGGGCUGCUUGUACAAGGCUGGCCGGGCUGGCGUGCCGCAGGACAUCGCCCUGGCGCGCAGGUGGCUGAGCGCGGCUGCGUCGAAGGGGUACCCCGAGGCUCAGGCCGAGCUGGCCUCCCUGCCCGAUGAGUCAUCCAUCCUGGAAGGGUCAGACGAGCGCAAAGCAACCGAAUGA
Molecule: messenger RNA, 1254 nt
Organism: Acanthamoeba castellanii str. Neff
Lineage: Eukaryota; Discosea; Longamoebia; Acanthamoebidae
Product: Sel1 repeatcontaining protein
Exons: 2
Coding region: 1-1254 (417 amino acids)
Molecular function (GO): protein binding
Source: RefSeq, a predicted model, not a curated record